CUUACGAGAAAUGGGCUUCCAACACUGAGCUCCAUCCGUAUAUGAGCGGGUGUUGUAUAGUUAUUGUGGUGGUUUUUUAAAUCUAUCAUUUUUCAUAUUAAAUUGCUAUCUGUUUCUUUAAUAGGAACGAAGGAAAGGAUUUCCUUGGUCUAGUUCACACAAACGCAUUCAUAUCCCAUAAUUUGAUUAUCUCUGAUUCUAAACUAAGUGCUUAAAUUCUUUCGAAUACCAUAAAACUUUCAAGGUUUGGGUUUUAUUUCUGAGUUUAAAUAAGCUCGCAACAAGUCUAGCUAUAUACCAUCGUUCUUGCAACUCUUUGUUCCUUGAGGACAGGCUUUCAUUUGCGCAUAUCGGGUUGAACUUUAUUACGAUUCCCUCAUAGUAUUGAAGCACCAUGGCCAUAAAGACAAAUGGGUUUGUCAAAGAUUGUCUUCCUGAGGAACUAAAGAAAGUGCUUCGAUCAGUGGCUGCCAGCUGGGGCGACGUGAUCGAUGAUAUGGGGGCCUUGCGUGUGAUCCGAUUAAGCGGUGCAAUGACUAAUGAGGUUUACCAGAUAAACUGGCCUACAAAGAACGGUGAGAUUGUCAGAAAGGUCUUGGUUCGGGUUUAUGGUAAAGGCGUGGAAGUUUUCUUUAACAGGGACGAUGAGAUUAGGACGUUUGAGUGCGUGUCAAAGCACGGGCAGGGGCCACGCCUUCUCGGGCGGUUCCCAGAUGGGCGGGUCGAGGAGUUCAUUCAUGCUAGAACAUUAUCAGCUGCUGACCUCCGAAAUCCUGAAAUUUCUGCCCUCAUUGCAGCUAAGAUGAGAGAGUUCCACAAUCUUGAUAUGCCUGGUCCAAAGAAUUUACUCCUCUGGGACAGAAUGAGAAACUGGCUUUGCGAGGCCAAAAGUUUGUCUUCCCCACAAGACAGAAAGGAAUUUUGCUUGGAUACUCUAGAGGAGGAAAUUAGUAUGCUACAGAAAGAGUUGUCACAUGAUCAUCUAGAUGUUGGAUUUUGUCACAAUGACCUGCAAUAUGGUAACAUAAUGAUGGAUGAAGAGACAAGAUCAAUCACUCUCAUUGAUUACGAGUAUGCAAGUUACAACCCCGUUGCUUAUGACUUUGCAAACCAUUUCUGUGAAAUGGCAGCAGAUUACCAUUCUGAGACACCUCAUGUUUUAGACUAUAGUAAAUAUCCAGGUCUGGAGGAGCGCCAAAGAUUCGUCCGCAUGUAUUUGAGUUCAACAGGCGAUGCACCCACUGAGGAACAAGUGGAGCAGGUAGUCCAGGAUGUGGAGAAAUACACUCUUGCAAACCAUCUCUUUUGGGGCAUAUGGGGAAUUAUUUCAGAUUAUGUGAACAAGAUUGAUUUCGACUACAUGGAGUAUGCAAGACACAGAUUUCGUCAGUACCGGCUGAGGAAACCGGCAUUGUUGGGUCCUUCAUUUUGAAUGUUUCUGUAACAUAUUCCACAUGAUAGUGAUGAACUCAUCUGAAUAUUUCAUGUCUAUCUAGAUUUAGUUUUGUGAGAAUCUAAACGUGUAAUAACCGGCAUAAAAGCCGCUGAGAAGGAGGUGGUGUUGGAUGAUCCUACUUGGUAGAAAAGGUGGUGCUGGAUCCACUGAGCAUGUUUUAUUUCGCUGCAAA
This is a messenger RNA of Alnus glutinosa, 1628 nucleotides long. RefSeq names its product probable choline kinase 1. The coding region runs from base 395 to 1432 and encodes 345 amino acids. Gene Ontology annotation, molecular function: choline kinase activity; ethanolamine kinase activity. Lineage: Eukaryota; Viridiplantae; Streptophyta; Magnoliopsida; Fagales; Betulaceae. The record is from RefSeq and is a predicted model, not a curated record. Gene Ontology annotation, cellular component: cytoplasm. Gene Ontology annotation, biological process: phosphatidylethanolamine biosynthetic process; phosphatidylcholine biosynthetic process. The transcript is spliced from 8 exons.